Molecule: messenger RNA, 1206 nt
Organism: Cuscuta campestris
Lineage: Eukaryota; Viridiplantae; Streptophyta; Magnoliopsida; Solanales; Convolvulaceae
Source: the annotation of a GenBank genome assembly
GGCCCAAUUAAUCCCAAUUCCCCCCUUCUCUCUCUCUCUCUCUCUCUCUCUCUCUCUCUCUCGAACGUUUCCUUUCUUCAGUUCUUCCUCUUCUUUUAGGAGUUUUGGGAGGAUUAAGGGUUUUCUUUUUUUAAAUUAAAAUAGAAAAAAAGAGGAAUGGGUUCGUGUGCUUCGUUGCACAAGGACCAGGAAACUCUAAUGAAUAGGCGCCUUGUGAAUUCGUCGCCGGUCAAACUCCAAAUCGCCGCCGCAAGUGCCGUUGACCACUCUAAGUUUUCCGACACUCUGCCUCCGCCCCUCCCCCUACCGGCGGCUUCUGUUGACUUUGGUAGCAAAGAUGAAUCAUUUUUUGAUUCUCAACUCUACUUUGAGUCUGAUUGUGAUGAUGACUUUCAUAGUGUUAAAGGAAAUUUCACGCCGUCCAGAGGGAACACGCCGGUCCACCAUAGAUUUCCAGCGGGAGGGACGACAGUACUUAUGAGUGACAGAAUUCCCAUUUGUACCCCUCCUAUAACAUCUCCAACUGAUCACAGUCAGAAGAAGAGCCUUGCAGACUUUUUCAGAGAAAGUUCUUGGGGUGGGGCUGAAGAAGAAGAUGAAGAAGUUGGUCAUGCUUUGGAUUCUUCCAUGAACGCCGCCACUAAAAGGUCCACUCCGGGAUCAUCGGCUUUUUGUUCCUCCGCAUGUAGUAGUAGUAGAACUACUGCUACCACCACCACUACUACUACUACUACUACUGCAAGUCAUAGCCAAGAACUCAAACUCUCCGUUUCAUCGGAAUCGCGAAAACAGGGACAAUGUUGUCUUCCUGUUCCGAGGUUGCUUUCCCGGCGUAGCUUUGGCGCGGAGAAGAAGAAUACGCCGCCGCGCGAAACUAAAUAGCCCAUACCCAUAGGUAAUGGGGGAAAGAGUAUAACCCAAAUACUCUCUGGGUCCCAGUAUCGAUCAGCGGCAUUUGGGAGGAGGUAAAUUGAGUUAUAAGUCUUGUUUGGGAACAUCAUUUUUAGUUGUUGGCAUUUUCGAUUAUUUUGGUAUUGGUGCAUAUUAAUCUUGAAAAUGUUAACAGUAAUGGAUACCAUUAGACCAUGUAUAGUCAUGGAACCCUGAUGGGGUGUUAUUCGUCAUGUGGCAGCCACCUCAUCGGCGGCUCCAUAACCUUAAAAUGAUGUAGUACAUAAAGCCUUAAAAUGAAUGCGAGGCUUAUGG